CUGGCAACAAUGGCUGUCCGGAACAACGGAGCAGAACGUCACUGUUGACAACUGUGGCUUGUCAGCAAACUUCACCAGGUUUCAGAACAAUGAAUCUGUCAAAGAUGAGUUUCGAUGGGCUUUUUAGUGGUUUCGAUGGGUUGUCGUCAGUGCUAGCUAACUAAGGAGCCGGGUUAGUUAACUGGUGAAUCAACAGAUUUGACAAAACGUUUCGAAGCAUCUGUAGCAUCGCGUUAGCUAGCUAGCUAGCUGAGCUUAGCUAAAGACAUAGCAGCAGCAUGGGUGAUGGCAGUGUUACUCCCAGGCUCGGCAACAUGAAAGCGUUACUUGGAAUAGUUGCCGGAGCUGGGGCCUCCUACGGGAUAUACAAACUUAUCAGCGGGGGAAGCUUCAAGAGAAACAAGAAAAGUGCCACAAACGAAAGUCCCGGUGUCAGGAGCAGUCAGCCCAGCGAAGUUACCCUACAGCCGGGGAGCCUGCUGGCCAAAGUGUCUGGACUGGAUGUUGUCUGCCCCCGACCUGAUGUUGCAUCAGGGGACAUCACCCACCAGUCCCCUGGCAACCUGGAGCCACAGCACUUGAAAAUGCUGCUGUCAUGUCUGCAGACCAGCAAUAAUCCAUCCGACAGAUGUCGGAUCCUGCUUACAUUAGGAAAUGCUGCUGCCUUCACUGUGAAUCAGAAUCUAAUACGGAAAUUUGAAGGGAUUCAUAUCAUAGCUGGUUUCCUCUCUGAUCCUGCGGCAGAGGUCAGAGUGCAGACUCUGAAUGCUUUAAAUAAUCUGUGUAUGAACAUCCAAAACCUGGAACAAAUAAAGGUUUAUGUGCCACAAGUGCUGGAGCUGAUUGAGAUGUCGCCAGUGAAUUCUGACCUUCAGCUUGGAGCUCUAAGGCUGCUGACAAACCUUUCAGUCACAGAUAAACAUCAACACUUGCUGAAGGAAUCAAUUACACUUUUACUCUCUCUACUUGUCGUGAGCAAUGAAGCAUUACAGGUUCAGACUUUAAAAGUCCUUGUGAAUUUGUCAUCAAAUCCGGAUUUGAUAGAUGACAUUGUUCAAGCUCAGGCACCAGCUUCAGUUGUGGUGCUGUUUGACGCACGAACAACCCCUGCAGUGCUUCUGCGACUGCUGACGUUUGCAGGGAACUUAAAGGCCUGGAGGCCCUCUGCCCAGGUGGCUGAUGAACUGAGGCGAAAGCAGGAUUGCCUCUUCCGGGUCAUGUUAGAUGAGUCUUCCCAGCUCCACAGCAGACUGGUCCAGCUGCUUUCACACCCCGAUGGGGAGAUUCAGGCCCAGGUGGCUCGUAUCUUGACAUAGACGUCCCUCUCUGCACUCUUGAUCCAUGCACAGCUUUCGCUUCCACACACUUUGCCAAAGCCAUCAACCUAUCGCCCUUCCCGUUCUAUUAUAAAUCUGUUAACCUUUAUAAAAGCUGCGUAGCCUCCUGUGGAUACUCAGCUUACACUCAAAUACUCUCUAUACCUACAGUGUUCCCUAGAUCAAUAUUAUUACCACACAUAACUAAAUUAUCUAUUCCACCUCACCAGCCACUCUUCCCUGAUUUCUGGUUUCUUACACUACAAUUAAUUGAGCAAUGAGUGAGCAGGAAGCAACUAUUCAUUCAGCGUAUAAACAGGCCACCCCUCCCUGUUUUUUUUGUUUUUUGUUUUUUUUCCUGCCAGCAAGAGCUUUCUUCUCAUUGCCAGAGACUAUUUUCCUUCAAAGAUCCACAGUGCCCUUCCUUCUGAGAACUUCACCUACUUUCUCUGAAGACAUGUUCCAGGUGAAACUUUUGAACCCAAACCCACUGCCAAACAUUUUCUAGAGAAUGUGCUAGAACGACCUGUGCAGCAUGACCCAACUUACUACCCGUCUGUGGUUCAGAGAGACACUUAGCUGAAGAGGUUUCUUGCCGCAUGCCUUGGAGACACAAAUGAAUGGAUGUGCUGUAGCACCAGUCCUCGCUAAUUUAUCAACAUGUUGGAUUUAAAGAUCAUGGUCUUUGUCCAAUGAAAGCAAGAUCUUUUAUCUAUGUAUUUAAUUUGAGAAUUAGUGAAUCACGACUUCGGAAGAGCCAAAGUGAGGUUAACCUACUCACGUUGGCCUCACGUUCUGUGACAGUGUGAGUUCAGUGUAUUGGGAAGACUUUAGAGUGGAAACACUGCCUCCCCCGCUUUAAGAGUUAGCUGAGACACCUGGUGAGGAUGCAACCUGGGUAAAGGUACCUGAGAGAAAACCCCAGGGUUGAUCCAGGAUGUACAGCUUGAAAAUAAAUGGAGGAGGGGUUGACCUCUGACAAAGCAGCCUGUAACAGUGAUAUUAGCUGUGAUUGUUGUAUUUGAACAUUUUUCUGCAUAAAAUGGUUAUCGAAUUACAACAGUAAAUGUUAAAUUCAAGCCUUGUUAUGUUAUGCACUUACUGUAAUAAGACAGGCUGUAAGUGACAGAUCCACAUGUCUAGCUGGAGGACUGGAGCUGUGGACCCAUCUGCUGACUUAUUAAUAUUUACAGAGAGGAGGAUGGGUGUAGGUGCCGACCUCUAAUUUGCAUGAAAAAUGUGACGAUUAUCCUGGAAUAUGAUUUUUAAUGCAAGGAUUUUAUGGCAUGAGCCAAUCCAGGUGUAAAGAAAUGCUGCACUUUUUUAUGUUUGGACACUGACUUUAUUGAACCCAAAUCCUAAAUAUCUCUCAGGCAAUAUGGUUUACCAGAACAGAUACAGCAGGAGGCUGAUUUCCUUGUGACCUAGAUUAUCAUAUUUAUUGAAUGAAGUUUGUCAGCAUUUUGCCUAUAAAAUGACAAAUAUUGUUUGUUAUGUCUAUAUGAAUGGUUCAGUAAAUACCCUAUAUGACA
This is a messenger RNA of Siniperca chuatsi (mandarin fish), 2848 nucleotides long. It is a transcript of the gene armc10, whose product is annotated as armadillo repeat containing 10. Bases 279 to 1316 code for a protein of 345 amino acids. The record is from RefSeq and is a predicted model, not a curated record. Gene Ontology annotation, cellular component: mitochondrion. Lineage: Eukaryota; Metazoa; Chordata; Actinopteri; Centrarchiformes; Sinipercidae. The transcript has 6 exons.